Wickerhamiella sorbophila is the source of this 888-nucleotide messenger RNA. RefSeq lists its product as hypothetical. The record is from RefSeq and is a predicted model, not a curated record. Lineage: Eukaryota; Fungi; Ascomycota; Dipodascomycetes; Dipodascales; Trichomonascaceae. Bases 1 to 888 code for a protein of 295 amino acids. The transcript has a single exon.
AUGCCAGAAGCUAGUAAAGAGGUUCUUGGUGAGGUCGCUAGCUAUUUAGCAGCUGCAGGGCUACAUAAGACAGUCAAAACGCUCAAAAGAGAGUUCGCUGAGGAUCUCGAAGUUGAUGAAGCGCGAGGCGCGAACUUGUCUAAAAGGUUUAAGAGAGUUCUGGAGAGUGAGCAGGUUGACUCUAGCUUGACUUCGAAAAGCAGCUCGACUUCUAGCUCGGAAGCUGGCGUUGAUUCUGGCUCCAGCACGUCUAGUUCCGAGUCCAGUUCCGAUUCCAGUUCCGAUUCCAGUUCCGAUUCCAGUUCCGAUUCCAGUUCCGAUUCCAGUUCCGAUUCCAGUUCCGAUUCCAGUUCCGAGUCCAGUUCCGAUUCCAGUUCCGAUUCCAGUUCCGAUUCCAGUUCCGACUCUAGCUCGGAGUCCAGUUCCGAUUCCAGUUCCGAUUCCAGUUCAACUUCGGACUCGGAUUCAGACUCAGAUUCAGACUCAGAUUCAGUCUCAGAUUCAGACUCAGAUUCAGACUCAAAUUCAGACUCAGAUUCAGAUUCAGAUUCACGUACCGGGCAAACAUCUACCAACAAAAGCAACAACACUGUCCGUGGAAACCUAUUUGAGGAUAAUCAAGAAGGAGCUUCACCAGAUACAGUUCAAGAAAAAGGGCCAAAGUUCUUUUCUAGAAUCGAUAGAUCAAAAAUCAGUUUCGAGGACCAGGUAUUGCAAGACAACACGUACAAAGGUGCGGCAGGCACCUGGGGUGAAUUGGCUAACACCAAGCUGAUGCAAGUUAGAGGAAAAGAUUUCACUAAAAAUAAGAAUAAAAUGAAAAAAGGAAGCUAUCGUGGGGGAUCAAUUAUAUCCAAUGCAUCUGGGAGUUACAAGUUCAAAGACUAA